Messenger RNA from Cornus florida, 763 nucleotides. RefSeq lists its product as uncharacterized. The transcript has a single exon. The record is from RefSeq and is a predicted model, not a curated record. Lineage: Eukaryota; Viridiplantae; Streptophyta; Magnoliopsida; Cornales; Cornaceae. Bases 101 to 469 code for a protein of 122 amino acids.
CCCCUUGUUUUCUCACUCAAGCCAAACCUUACCUCACCUCGCCGCCUCCUUUUCAUUCUCUCUCUAGAGAUAAAACACUCUCUCUCUACAUCACGCAAAAAUGGCCGUUAACCUUCUAUCCUUCCGACCUACUGGAUUCCGAGUAUGUGCCACCUCCGGCCACCCGAAUGACUCGCAUCGCCGGAGAAAUUCUUCCUCUAAUUGGUGGACCCCGCUCUUCGGGAUAUCCUCCGAACCCGACUAUAUUGACUCCAAGUCCAAUGCCUCGGCAGAAACGCACACCAAGUCGAUGUCGGAUCCUGAACCGAAACCGUCCAGAUCUAAGUUUCAACCCGGUUGUUUCACCGAAGACAAGGCCAAACAGCUCCGGAUGAUGACCACCAACACGGGCUCGUUUCAUGACAUCAUGUAUCAUUCGGCGAUCGCUUCUCGGCUAGCUUCCGAGUUCUCAACCGGGUCCGAUCUGUAAAUCUAAGGCCACGACGGCUGGUUUUGCAGGGGGCGAGUCAAGGCUAGGGUUUCAAUUUGUCGACUUUAUUUUAUUCUCAAGUUUGGCAGGUGUUUCUCUCUCUACAAAUUUCUUUUUUCUUUUUAAUGUAAUUUUCCCCAAUUUGAAUGUUAUGUUAUUCCCACCUGUUAGAAACUGGGAUAUUGAUAAUGGUGGUGAUGUAAUCCUGAAGUGAUCUAUUUCUAUGGUUACUUAUAAACAAUGUAUAUUACUCCUUGGAGUGCUAUAUAAGUAUAAAUUAAUUAUUUGAUUUAA